Molecule: messenger RNA, 675 nt
Organism: Hibiscus syriacus
Lineage: Eukaryota; Viridiplantae; Streptophyta; Magnoliopsida; Malvales; Malvaceae
Exons: 2
Coding region: 132-584 (150 amino acids)
Source: RefSeq, a predicted model, not a curated record
AAAUUUCUGUUCUAGGACAUGCCCAUCUUCUCGUUCUCCAAACAAGCUCUGAAAGGAAAAUCCCAAUAAACUCCGAAAAGAAGAGGGGUUGAAAAAGAGGCAGAAGUGUGGAGGUUUUAGCAUUGGAACCAAUGGCGAUGACGACAGGGACGCAAAAGCAACAAGAGCAAGAACAAAAGAAACCAACGGAGAAAAGGAAGCCAGUGUUUGUGAAACUGGAUCAGCUAAACCCAGGGACCAAUGGCCACACCUUAAUCGCCAAGGUCUUGUCGUCUAACUUAGUCCUUCAAAAGGGUCGACCUGCUUCUCAAAAUCCCCGCCAAACCCGCAUCGCUGAGUGCCUUAUUGGAGACGAGACCGGCACUAUCCUCUUCACUGCUCGUGAUGAUCAAAUUGAGUUGAUGAAGCCUGGUGUCACUGUAAUUCCUCGUAAUGCAAAGAUCGAAAUGUUCAAGGGUUCUAUGAGGUUGGCUGUUGACAAAUGGGGCCGAAUCGAGGUCACCGAUCCUGCAAACUUUGCAGUUAAAGAAGAUAACAAUCUAUCUCUUAUCGAGUACGAGUUGGUUAAUGUAGUCGAAGACUGAUACAAACUGCAAGGACCUCAAGUGAUUAGCUUCAGAAGGAAUUCUCGUGAAGUUGCCUAAUGAUUCAUGUUUAUGCCGCAUAAUGUCUGUG